GUUUGGGGUGACACCACCCUGGUCCGGCAGCUGCUGAGUGCAAAGGCGGACGUGACGGCAACGGAUGGCCGCCCGGGAGAAUCCUUACAGCCGUCGCAUGUCGCAGCUCUUCACGGGCAUCAGCAAGUCCUGGAGCUGCUCCUCCGAGCAAUGCCGACCAGAGACCCCGAUCUGCCAAAGGGGCUGCUCCAUCGGGCUGUGAUGCAAGGCCACACCAGCCUGGCAGAGUUUGUCUUGAAUAUGGAAAUUGCGCCGGAUGUGUCCGAGCCUUUUGGACCGGAGGGGGCGCAGCCCCUCCACUUCGCAGCCAAGGCCGGCCAUGCGGAGGCCGUGGACUUCCUCUUAGGUCGCCGGGCCGGGCUGGAAUCGAUCUCCAAGACGGAGGGCUUCACAGCCAUGCAUUUUGCGGCCGCCAUGGGUCACAUGGAGGUAACGAAAGCUUUGAUGAAAAGAGGCUGCCGCCAGGUCAAGGAAAAGAGGGGCUUGCUCCCCAUUCACCUUGCCGUCAAAGCCAACAGCCCUGCCCUGGUCCAAGAGCUGAUGAAAGUGUCUCUCCCUUCCGAUCUGGCCCAUUUCUCGGCCGAAGGGGGCCGAAAAGAAGUCCUCCGCAAAGUGCUGCGAUCGAGACCCAACCUGGGAAGAAAUCAAGACGCUCGCGGCUUUCGGCCUCUGCACAUGGCGGCCCUCGCAGGCCACCUGGACAUUUUGGACCUUCUGGUCCGUGAGGAGCGUCUUCCGGUCGGCGAUGCAGACACGCAGGGCUUCACGGCCGUGCACUUCGCAGCCAAGUCUGGCCACCGUGCGACUGUCCGGCUUCUUGCGGCCAUGAAGGCGGACCUGAAGGUGCGCUCCAAGGAUGGCACCACAGCCUGGGAUGUAGCCCGAAAGCUGGGGCAUUCGCCCCUGGACCUCGGGCUGCCAGCUCCAAAGGCAAAGGCUCCAAGCAGGCCGCUGCGACCAAUCCCUGCCGAGCGCUUUGCUGACAAAUCGCCACCCGAGACGGAUGCGGGAUUGCUUCAACAGGUUCUGGCACUCCUGGAUGUCACGGGUCCCCUUCUGCCUUUGAGCGAUGGCCGCCUGGCCGAUCUCCUGGAGCAAGGCGGUUUGAAGAACCCCGAGGAGCGCUUGCACUGGCCGCCGG
This is a messenger RNA of Symbiodinium necroappetens, 1141 nucleotides long. The record is from the annotation of a GenBank genome assembly. NCBI's taxonomy places the organism in Eukaryota, Dinophyceae, Suessiales, Symbiodiniaceae.